AUGGACUCUGUGACCGAGUUGCCAUCGCUGGCUUCACUGAAAGACACUUUGCAAGUAAAUCGAAGCGAAGCCCUCCAAGCACGCAAUCUCGCGACAGCAGUUCAUGAAUCUACCUCAGCACUCGAUCGGCUACACAGAUAUUUAGAGCAGUUCCUGGCAGUCCGCGUCGAAGCAUACGCGCAACAGGGCAAAGUCACUAAGGUGUAUAGUGAUGCCCUAUUCUUUGUCGACAACUUCCCCGGCUAUUUGAGGACAUAUAAUAUCGCCACACACACAAUAUUCUACCUCUCCAAUGAAGCUUACCAUAUGCUUGAAAAGCGUAUGGACAUGAUGCUCACCGUGAUCCUAAACGAGCUCUCUUUUGGUGACAUCCUGCGGUGCAUGACUGUACCCAAAGCGUGUCGCCAAUGCAUUAUUGAUUGUCCUACAAUGGUCACGCUACAAAACUAA
This is a messenger RNA of Zychaea mexicana, 450 nucleotides long. RefSeq lists its product as uncharacterized. The record is from RefSeq and is a predicted model, not a curated record. Bases 1 to 450 code for a protein of 149 amino acids. The transcript has 2 exons. NCBI's taxonomy places the organism in Eukaryota, Fungi, Mucoromycota, Mucoromycetes, Mucorales, Lichtheimiaceae.